AGUUAACUAGCAGUUUAUCGCACAAACCAUGAUACUUUCCACAGCUGAGAGAUCGUACUUGUACGACUCGCUUGUCCAAACCCCGCCUAUCAGGCCCGAUUCCAGAUCAGAACACCAAUUCAGACCUCUAGAAGCAAAGACUUCGUUUUUACCAUCUUCCAAUGGAUCUGCCAGAAUCAGAUUAAUGGAUGGGAGUGAGUGUAUAGUGAGUGUUAAGGCCAAGGUUGUACGUGCUUCCCAAGAAACGAAUCUUCUCGAGUGUGAUGUCGAUGUAUCUGGACACCGUGAUGACUCCAACUUUGUAGCAAACUUGAAGUUCAACUUGACCAACAUUCUUCUGCAGAACUUCCCCAAGGAAGUGUUAAAGUUGACGAGCAAAUAUUCAUUCAAGCUCUUUCUUGAUUGUUUGGUGAUAAGCCAUUCUUCAUACCCGCUCAGUUUACUCUCCUUAACCUCAUAUCUUGCAUUGAAGACCACUCGUCUUCCAUUGUUGGUCAGUGAUGUUGAUGAUGCUGAAGUGGAAGAACAACCCACAUUUUCUGAUGAUUGGACCAACUCUAGGUUAAUGGCUGAUUUGGGCGAGACUACAUUCCAACCUCCAAUCUUUAUAACACUCGGAGUUGUUGGAAACAAUUUACUUUUUGAUCCAUCUACUGAAGAAGAACAAGUUUUAGAAAAUGGUUUGAUUUUAAGUUGGUACGACGGAAAGGUCAUUUCUCCUGCUUCCAAUAUCAACUUAGCAUCUAACUCAAACAACUCCAACUUCAAGGGAAUGAACGCAAAGUUAAUUGUAAACAGUUUGGCACUUGUGAAGAAGUAUGGUGGAGCAAUUGUACAUGCCUUGGACACAUUGAUUGAACAAGAUGAUGACAACGACGGAAGGGUAUUUUAGAAAUGAGCUAAAACAUUGUACUAUAGAUAAUAUACAGCAUAAUAUAUAGAGAUUUUG
Molecule: messenger RNA, 949 nt
Organism: [Candida] anglica
Lineage: Eukaryota; Fungi; Ascomycota; Pichiomycetes; Serinales; Debaryomycetaceae
Source: the annotation of a GenBank genome assembly